GAAAGCACACACACGAAGCGAAAAGGUCACCAAAUACUCACUCUCCCAAAAUUACUUUCGACACUGGGCGCCUCCCCCCUGUACUUCUGCUUCGCAGCAGCAGGUUGUCAGCUUACCCUGGAGGAACUGUGGGAUGCUGCUGAACACACCCUUUGCGUUUCGUUGUCUGUUCACAUCAGCGUUAACCGAGGGGCCGAGGAGCAUCUGAACCUUCACCAAAUAUGUGGCGUAGUACCGGCUGACCGCUUCUGCUUGAGGUAACUGUGAUGGCAGGGUCAAAGAUGUCUUUGGUGCUGGCUGUGGUGUGGGUCCUCUCGGUGCUGCUGACAGGAGAAACCCACGCUGGGCCUGAGAUGGACCCGUACAAAAUCUUGGGAGUAACCAGGGGUGCAAGCCAGGCUGAGAUCAAGAAGGUCUACAAGCGUCUUGCAAAAGAAUGGCACCCAGACAAGAACAAAAAUCCAGGUGCCGAGGACAUGUUUAUCAAGAUUACCAAAUCUUAUGAGAUCUUAUCCAACGAAGACAAACGUGCCAACUAUGACCGUUACGGGCAGACUGAUGACACCCAGCCAUACGGCAGCGGCCGCUAUGGUCAUCGCCACGACAGCUUUUACUUCGACGAGUCUUUCUUCAACUUUCCCUUCAACAGCAAGAACCACAGAGACUUUGCUGACAGCAAGUACACACUGCACUUUAACCAGUAUAUCAGCGAUGUGGUGCCUGACAGCUACAAGAGACCAUACCUGAUAAAGAUCACCUCCGACUGGUGCUUCAGCUGCAUCCACAUCGAGCCCGUCUGGAAAGAGGUGGUGCAGGAGAUGGAGACUCUAGGUGUCGGAAUAGGUGUGGUGGAUGUUGGCUAUGAGAGGCGGUUAGCCAAUCACCUCGGUGCUCAUCGCACCCCAUCAAUACUUGGAGUCAUCAACGGCAAAGUGACGUUUUUCCAUUACGCUGUUGCAAAGGAGCAUCUGAAGCAGUUUGUAGAGGACCUUCUUCCUCAGAGACUCGUGGAGCGGGUCACCGACAAAAACGACCUGCAGUUCUUGAACAGCUGGCAUGAGCUCAACAAGCCACACGUGCUACUGUUCGACCAAGUGCCUGUAGUUCCUCUGCUGUACAAACUGACAGCUUUUGCUUAUAAGGAUUACUUGCAGUUUGGCUACGUGGACCAGGGCCUUUCAGAGACUGUCAAUCUGCAGAAACAGUUCAACAUCAACACUUAUGCUCCAACCAUGCUGGUGUUCAAAGAGAACAUUGACAAACCUGCUGACAUUAUACAGGCCAAAGGAAUGAAAAAGCAAAUUAUCGAUGAGUUCAUGUCAAACAACAAAUUCCUCCUUGCGCCGAGGCUGGUCAAUCAGAAACUCUUUGAUGAGCUUUGUCCUGUCAAACAGUUCCACAGGCGCAGGAAAUACUGUGUCCUACUGAUCACACGUGACGAAGAGACCUUUUCUUUUGGGAACCAGGCCUUUCUUUCAUUUGCCUCCACCAACACCAAGGAAGUUGUGAGAUUUGCCUACGUGUACCAACGGCUACAGCAACCACUCUGUGACAUCCUCAUGCAAAACAAGGACAGUGCGCAGUCGCCACCACAGGUGGUGAUCCUGGAGAGGCGUAACACUGCAGGGAAGGCCUUGUUUAAGCCAGUGACCGCCUGGAACGGCAGUGAGGAAGACAAGCAGCGUCUUCUGGACGAGUUGGAGCGACUUCAGAAGGACCCGUCCAUCCUCAUCCAUGACGCCAUGCUGCCUGAGCUCAACAACGAGUUUGCCUCUAUGUUUGUAAUCCGAUGGAUCUAUGCAUCUUACGAUUACCUCUCUGAAGUCAUCGAUGAUAUUCUGCAUAAUAACUGGCGUGAGAUGAUGCCUCUUCUGUCUCUCAUCUUCUCUGCCCUGUUCAUCUUGUUUGGAACUGUGGUCAUUCAGGCCUUCAGUGAUUCAAGUGAAGAUAAACAGACAAAACCGAAGGCAAAAGAUGGAACAAAAGCAGAAAACGGGUCCCCAGGGACCAGCACUUCAAGUCGGCCCCCCAAGAAAAAUUUUGUGGAGGUGACGGAGCUGACAGAUAUCACUUACAUGAGCAACUUGGUGAAGCUGAGGCCAGGACACAUGAACAUAGUGCUGGUGCUCACUGACGCCUCCAAGAACAUCCUCCUGAGCAAGUUUGCCAAAGAGGUCUACUCCUUCACAGGGAGCCUGACGCUGCAUUUCUCCUUCCUGAACAUUGAUAAGCACAGCGAGUGGAUGAACACGCUGCUGGAAUACGCCCAGGACGCCAUGCAUAUCGAUGCAGACGAGGACGACGGUGGAAACCACAAGAUAGACUACACGGGCUACGUGCUGGCACUUAACGGCCACAAAAAGUACCUUUGCCUCUUUAAGCCCGUCUACACUGGGGAGGACCUUGACAGUAAGUCGUCCGAGGAUGAAGGGGGCACUUCAGGGGGUAGAUCGAGGUCCGGUUCCCGUGACGACCACCCACCGCGCAAAUCCAACCGAUCCCGCAGCCUGUCCACCCUGCAGAUCCACCACAAACUGGACCGCCUGGGGUUGUGGAUGGAACGGCUCAUGGAAGGCACUUUGCCUCGCUACUACAUUCCAGCCUGGCCGGGACUAGACAAGAUCACCCCCUGUAAAUAGAUGGAGCCGGAGUUCAGCAGGACUUAGUAUUUAUCUACUGUCACACAGAAACGGUUCCCCUCGUGUUCUGCUGAAGUUAGGCUAGAGCUGCCUUUUUUUGCACUUGAGAUAUUUAUAGUUAAAGAUGUCUUUAAAGUUGGGUCAAUACUACAAACUUGGCUUUAGUGCAACUACUGUGGGACAGGUCCUUUAGCGUACCCUUCUUACACUUAUCGCAUGCUGUUUUCAACUGUUGGUACUCUUUGUUUUGUUCAGGCAAAUGCUGCUGCUACAGCCUUGUGAACAGAAAAUAAAAUCACUGUGGUCACACGUACUCUCCUGCCUUCAUGACCAUCCGUCAUAUUCAGUUACACUGAAGGAGGCAGGAAAACUAUCUACUAAGUCUUUAUGAUUGAAAACUGUGAAUAGAGAUGCAUGUCUCUAACACUAAAUGUCUUUGCCUUUUUAUGCAUCUCUGCCCACUUUUUUUUUUUUUUUUUUAGUUUUAUAUUACCUCCUGGAUGCUGACUCGCUUGUGCAAUAUAGCAUACUGCUGUAAUGACAAUGCCUUUUACCUGGACCUCAAGGGUUUCUCCAUGUUCUUCCUGAUCAUGUGAUUGCAGAAAAAGAAAAAAGAAAGUACUUGUUUUGUUACAUGGAAACUGUCAGGGGCUGUGGUUCUAAAAUGUACUUCACUACAAGCGAGAAUUAUUUAGCAGCCUUGGUCUAAUUCGACAGCCUCAGUUAGCCAGUAGCUCUAUGUAGCAAACAGUUUGUCCAUUUCAUGUCCUGAAUGUUUCACAAACGGCUCAAACGAUUGGCUGAUACAUUAUCAUUAUGUCAUCUUGAAUAUAGACAAGCACAUGAAGGUGAGGUCAAACUUAGUGUGUGCUUGCUUGGUUUAUUAGCUUCUUUUGUCCACAUUAAGUGUAAAAAUUAAAAAUGUCAUUAAUAUAAUUUCGUUGGUACUACGUUAUGUAAAUACUAUACAUAAUCAUGUUAUCAAUAGGACUUAUAUUUUAAAGAGUAUGUAACUUUUAAAGAUAAGGUGAAUGUUUUACAUUUAUCGAAAUGCUGUAGUUAGUUUUUUUUCAGUUUUCUUUUUCUUGAAAGGAUUUUCUUUUACAAGUUUGUGUUAAAAAAAAAAAAAAGAUGUCUGCUACUGUCAGAUGUUUCCGUUGGUCUCCAAUAGUGCAUUUAUCCUCUUGUUGGUUGUAAUAAAAUGCUUUAUGUUUAUUAAUUAAAACAGAAAAUUAACCCGGUCACUCAGUGUUUAAUGAGAAAUAUGUUCAGGUACCUGUGGUACCUCCAUUAGCUCAUAUCCAUCAAGGUUUAGACCACGGCGGCCCUGGAAAAUCUCAAUUCCAUAAAUAACUAACUCAUAUAACAAAAAUGGUUAGUGUGACUAUCACUAUUACAUUGACUGUUGAGUGUUAUGUUUUUAAUGUAACCCUUUCUGUAUAACUUGCUGUUAAAUGCUCCUUAGUGGUGUCUUGACUUAAAUUUGAUCAUUUCUAUUUCUUGGUUUGGAUCCUGGAUUUUAAAUAAAGAGUAUACCCAGCCGG
Molecule: messenger RNA, 4183 nt
Organism: Toxotes jaculatrix (banded archerfish)
Lineage: Eukaryota; Metazoa; Chordata; Actinopteri; Toxotidae
Product: dnaJ homolog subfamily C member 16-like
Exons: 15
Coding region: 267-2639 (790 amino acids)
Source: RefSeq, a predicted model, not a curated record